Messenger RNA from Liolophura sinensis, 2745 nucleotides. RefSeq names its product chorion peroxidase-like. The coding region runs from base 1 to 2745 and encodes 914 amino acids. The transcript is spliced from 13 exons. Gene Ontology annotation, molecular function: peroxidase activity; heme binding. NCBI's taxonomy places the organism in Eukaryota, Metazoa, Mollusca, Polyplacophora, Chitonida, Chitonidae. Gene Ontology annotation, biological process: response to oxidative stress. The record is from RefSeq and is a predicted model, not a curated record.
AUGGGAAGAAAAUUAAGCCCAAUUGUGCUGGGUCUCGUUACGCUACUUGUUAUAUAUGCCGAAGUGAUAUUCGGACAAGGGGAUAGGGGAACACCAAAACCCAGACGACCUCCUAACAGCCAAGGCGGUGCCCAGUCCAGCGGUAACAAACUGACACCCAUUCCCACUCCUAGUCCCACAACCACAAUCAACCCCCCACAGGUUCCCAGCCUUCCGGGUGCCACGUUUAACUUUGCUGGCCCUGAGCCCCACACCAGGCGCAGUAGCCCCGGGGCGAGGAGUAGCACAGUUGUACCAGAGGCUCUCAUCUCGGGCCUCAGCAGAGCGGAUCCUUUUUUCACCAGAGCGGCUCGAGGUUUGCCAGUGGAUGUAAGCCAAGACGAACUAGCUAAACUGAUCAAUCGUAUCAAUAAUGAGGUGACCAAGACUGCCAUUGUGUUCGGAAAGCAGAAAGCCUUCAGCAUUGCAAAUGCGGCGAACAAGGGUUUUUCACCGCCAAAAGUAGGCGGCACUACCCCAAGACCCUUCCCCUUUGGGCCUCAUCUGUUUACGUCCAAAUCAGCUGCAACAAUUGGUCGCACUGCGGAUAAAUUUUUAGCUGCAUCGGAGCACCUCAGGGAUAGGUUGAACCUGACCACUGACCAAGGUAAAGUUUUAAGGGCCGCUCCAUUGACUGUGAUAAAAGAGGAAUUCGAUUGUCCAUUUGACGAUGCUGUCCAGUGCGACAUUUCUUCAAAGUACAGGACGUUUGAUGGCAGUUGUAAUAACCUGGUCAAUCCUAUCCUAGGUAGAGCCAAUACACCGUUCGAGCGAUUUCUUCCAUCCCAGUACGAAGAUGGUAUUGGAGCUCUUCGAGUAACGGGCCAAGGUUCGAAAUUACCGUUACCAAAUGCCAGGGAUGUCAGCGCCAACUUCCAUCAAAUCAGCUCAGAGGAAAACCUUCAGAGUGACGUGUCUCUCUUCACAAUGAUCUACGGACAACACAUUAGUCAUGACGUCAACAUGAACACGAUCUCAAGAGGCGAGAACGGUAUAUUUCUUGACUGUUGCGGUGCCGACGGUAGGGUGACAAGUGAUCCACAGCUUAUAGAACUUGGCUGUGCCGCGAUAUCAAUCUCCGACAAUGAUCCUUUCUUCUCCCAGUUCAACCGAAAAUGCUUGCGUUUUGUCAGAGCGCUAGGCGGAACAGAUCUUAAAUGCAGCCUGGGAAGUAGAGAGCAGACGAACCAAGUGACACAUUAUCUAGAUGGAUCAGGAGUUUAUGGCAGCAACGAUUUCAUAGCCAAUGACCUGAGACGUUUCACCGGAGGGCUACUCAAAUCCGCCAUAGCACCGGAUGGACGCGAACUACUGUUACAAGAUCCAAGUUUGACAGGAACCUUUGCAUGUCGCUCUGCAGCUGGCAGCAAUCACCAUUGCUUCUCAGCUGGUGAUGUUCGAGUGAACCAGAACCCGAGUUUAGCCUUCAUUCACACUCUUCUACUAAGGGAGCACAAUAGAGUGGCAAGGGCGUUGGCGGCAAUAAAUCCCUUCUGGAAUGACGAGAAACUGUUUCAGGAGACCCGGCGAAUAGUCACGGCAAUUCUCCAGCAUGUAACCUACGGCGAGUAUCUUCCCGUCCUCAUCUCGGAAGCGCUGGCCAGCGGGUUUGGAUUACUGCCUCAAGCCAAUGGCUACUUCACGGGCUAUUCCAACAGGACGAAUCCUGCCAUCAGGAACGGAUUUGUGGCCGCGGCGUAUCGCUGUGGACACAGCAAUAUCGACGACUUCCUGGCCCCAGGCUUGGCUCUGUCACCCAACUUUAACAACCCGACGGCACUCUACAGCCCUGGCAUCGACAACAUCACUCACGGGCUGACGGGCGGGCGACAACAAACCAUGGAUAGGCGUGACGCGGAAACCAUCACCAAUCGCCUUUUCGAAGGGGCCAGCGGAACAGGUACCGACCUACCGGCCAUUAACAUCCAGCGAGGACGGGAUCAUGGCUUACCGUCUUACAACGACUACAGAGAGUUUUGUGGAUACCCACGGGCCGUUCGGUUUUCAGUAAGAGAUGGAGGCCUUAUUCACCACACUACAGACUCCGUUAUAAGACUGUCUCGCCUUUACGAAUCUGUCGAUGACAUCGAUGCUUGGACAGGAAUGUCGUCAGAGAAGCGUAUAGAAGGUGGUGUAUUUGGGCCAACAGCUGCCUGUCUCGUCGGGCUUCAGUUUAACUUUCUCAAAACUGGAGACAGAUUUUUCUACGAAAAUGAUGUCCCUGAAACCAGGUUCUCUUUAGGACAACUUGACGCCAUCAGAAAAGUGACCUUGUCCGGUUUGGUCUGUGUUAAUACUGGGAGACAAUUCAUCACGAAGAAUUCAUUUAGGACACCGUCUAGCGAAAAUCCUACCGUCCAUUGUUCCACCAUUCCGACUUUAGAUCUGUCACCUUGGAAGGCGAGCAGUUGUAUCGACGGGGGUUGGAGCCCUUGGCAGGCCUGGGGCAGUUGUUCACAGUUCGGUCUUUCCUUCCGAUAUCGUUUCUGUGACAACCCAGUGAAGAACGCAUGCGGAAAAGACUGUGAGGGGCUCCCCUGGGAAUACCGCGAAUGCGUAUUUACCGGAAUUGCCAACCAGGGUCGAAAAAAUGGCGCCCCGGUGAAUACCAACGUACAAAAAUUGAACGCCACGGAUCCUGCCGACCAAAGUAAAAUCUUUGAACUUGCGAAGUCACUAGCUCCGGAUGGAGUAUUCCCAAACUGA